Closterium sp. Yama58-4 is the source of this 771-nucleotide messenger RNA. The record is from the annotation of a GenBank genome assembly. NCBI's taxonomy places the organism in Eukaryota, Viridiplantae, Streptophyta, Zygnematophyceae, Desmidiales, Closteriaceae.
AUGUUCGCAAAUUUUGGCGAUGUAUCCCGUGUGAUCGUGGAAGGCGACGACACGGACAGCAGCAGGUUGCACCAUUCCUCCUCUGCGCCCUCCGCCGCACCUUCCGUUGUUGUGGUCUUCACGCGGCCGGAGUCCCUCCGGCGCCUCUUAAAGACCGCGUCGCUUUCCGCGUCCUCUAAGGCGUCUCUUAAAGCCAAGGCUCAGGCCAAGGCAACGAUAACGGAUCCCGACCCGCCAACGCAGGGGGGGAAGGCGGAGGGGGACGCGGAGGGAAAAGGGAAGGGGGAGGCGGAGGGGGAGGAGGCGCAGCAGCCUCUGUGGCCUGCGUGGGGGAUGGAAGGAUGGUUGAAUGCGUAUGCAGAUGAACGGCCAGGAUUGGCGCAUCUGCAGGCGGAGGCAGAUGCUUACAUCAGCGAGUAUGAGGACAGACUCGAGAGGGAGCGACGUGAGGCAGAGGAGAGAGCGCUCCGGUCACAGGAGGAGGACGGGUGGACCGUCGUGCGUUCGUCGUCUGCAUCUCGCCGCAACCGCGACCCCUCUUCGGGUGUCUCCAUGGGUGUGAUUUCCAAGUCGCGCGCUCAGUUCCUCGCAGUGAAGCUGCAGCAGAAGCAGAAGAAGCAGCAGGCUGCAGCAGCUGAAGCGCUCAAGUUCUACCGCUUCCAGCACAGAGAGGCGAGACGACAAGAGCUGAUGGAGCUUCAGAAGAAGUUUGACAGCGACCGCAAGCGCAUUGCCAAGCUUCGGGAUGCACGCAAGUUUCGUCCUUAUUAA